Suillus subalutaceus is the source of this 1693-nucleotide messenger RNA. RefSeq names its product cytochrome P450. NCBI's taxonomy places the organism in Eukaryota, Fungi, Basidiomycota, Agaricomycetes, Boletales, Suillaceae. The coding region runs from base 191 to 1693 and encodes 500 amino acids. The record is from RefSeq and is a predicted model, not a curated record. The transcript has 4 exons. Gene Ontology annotation, molecular function: oxidoreductase activity, acting on paired donors, with incorporation or reduction of molecular oxygen; heme binding; iron ion binding.
CUUUUUAGUAUUUUACCUUGACCAGUGCACCACGUCCCGUGGAGACUUCCAAAAAGUACGGAUUUGCGCUCGUAAUGUACUGUCCCUAAGCGCAUGAAAACAUGUGAAUUUUCGCUUGCGCAACGUCAAUAUCAAGACGACAUUAUACCUAUUCCCAUCUGCUAGCUCCCCUGAAGUUGUACUUAAAGAGAUGGGAUGUACAUUCGUCCAAGAACCCCUCACAUCUCGAUUCUACCACCUCGUAAUGAAUCCUGCUGCACUCUGGUGGACUUUUUCUAGUCUCGCAGUCACACUUGUGAUUUUUCAACUGUUCACCGUGCCAUCACACUUGCGCCAUCUCCCUCGUGUGCCUAUUUUCCUUCUUCUCGUUAGUUAUUUAUCAGGUGAGGUCGAGGAUGUGCGCAUCAAGCGCCUCGUUCUGCCAUACGCAAACGAGAGAGGUGAAGGACUUGUUCUCGUGUGGGCGCUAGGUCGAUGGAUAGUUCACAUUCUUGAUCACAAGCUUGCGGUUGAAAUGUCAGAAAACCUCUUGUUAUACCCGAAAGAGUUACCGCCCGAUGGUCUCUUGUUAUGGCGCUUCAUCGGGGGUUCCAACAUCCUCAUGGCAAAUGGUGACCGGUGGAAGAAACAUUCUAGGGUCAUCCAUGAUGCGUUCAAUCUCUCCAUCCCUGUCGACCAGUUCAUAUACCUAUCCAAGAACCUCUUUGAUGCCAUUAACCCGCCCUCAGAGGAGAAUGACACCCAUACUGUCGACUUCGCCGAACUCGCGCAGCGUUUUGCCCUCGAUGCAGUUGGGUCUUCAGUCCUUGGGCACGACUUUGAUGCUAUUCGCACCGAGUCCUUAUUCGUCAAAGAGUACAAUGGCAUUAUGCAAGAUAUUGCCAACCCUCUUUAUUUGAUUAUGCCCUUCCUUGAGAAGGUUUUUCCUCGCAAGGAAGUCAUCAAGCGCAUGGACAACUUGGUCGACAAGUUUAAAAUGCUCCUUCAAGCAAAACGCAAUGACCCUGGAGAUGACAUGAUGACCUUCAUGCUAAAAGACCCUACGAUGUCCGAAGAGGAGCUUCGUGAUAAUAUGGUCGUCCUCUUCAUAGCUGGCCAUGAUACUUCUGCUGGAAGUCUCUCCACUCUGAUUUACUUCCUUGCGAUCCAUCCAGAAAUCCAAGCCGCCGCGCGCGAGGAAACUCUUCGUAUCAUUGGCCCUACUUCUGACCCCAGUGUCGAUACCCUCUCCGCUGCGUCAUUACCUUACCUCAACGCUUGCAUCCGCGAAGCUCUUCGUAUCAACACUCCGAUCUCAUAUAUCGUCCCUCGUGUCACUGCGGAAGAUGCCACCCUCGGAAAGUACUACAUUCCAUCUAACAUCUCACUUAUAUACAACAUCUACGCCAUCCACCACCGCAAUGACGUCUGGGGUGACCCCAACACUUUCAGGCCAAACCGCUUCCUCGAGAAGAGCGAGAAGAGCUCGAUUCUCAAGGAUGCUUGGGUUGCUUUCGCCUCUGGACCUCGGCAGUGCCCUGCUCGUAACUUUGCGCUCUACGAGCAGCGUGCCCUAGCCGUAAUGUUGCUGCGGGAGUAUGAGUGGACAUUACCAGCAGAUUCGAUUCAUCAAGAUGGUUUGAAGAACGCCUUCUCCCCUUUUGCUCUAACGCUCCCUCACGACCUUGAUAUCACUUUCACAAAACGCAAGUAG